This is a messenger RNA of Myzus persicae (green peach aphid), 2331 nucleotides long. Its product is annotated as E3 SUMO-protein ligase KIAA1586-like. Bases 1 to 2331 code for a protein of 776 amino acids. The record is from RefSeq and is a predicted model, not a curated record. The transcript has 3 exons. NCBI's taxonomy places the organism in Eukaryota, Metazoa, Arthropoda, Insecta, Hemiptera, Aphididae.
AUGAGUUCAAAUUUGAAACGUGGCCCCCUUGAUAGUUUCUUUUCCCCCAGACAAAAAAAAAGUAAUUCUAAUGUUGAUAUUGCUGUAGCUGGUCCAUCAGUUGUGCCAUACAACGAGAAAAAUAAUGAUAUCGAAGAUAAUAAUGAUCGGGUGGUUGGAUGUGAUCCAAAAAUUACGGAAAUACAUAAAAGUUGGCCCAUGUUAUGGACUAAUGAACAAGUAACUGAAUUUCAGAAGAAAAAUCCAUGGAUAGAUUGUAAAGAUGGGAAAUUAGGUUGUAGUACUUGCAUACAGGUAAAAAAUAGUAUUCAAUUACAAAAAUCCAUUGCUGAUGGUAAACUUCGAAUGUCACGUGAAUGGAUGGACUUUGAAAUAGUGGCUGCUGGAAGUAAUCGUACGAAUCAGCUGUCUUCUUUAAGAAGUAAAAUUAAACAGCAUUCAGAAAGUAAAUCUCAUUUAUUAGCUGAAAACGUCUUAAAGAAAGGCUCUGAACAGGUUUUGGAUAGAAUGUUUGACCAUAUGUCCGAAACUGUGAUUAACAGUAAUAUGAGAAUUUUUCAAACUGCAUAUUGCUUAGCAAAGCAUCAUCGUCCAUUUUUACAGUUUGAAGAACUUAUUGAACUGCAGAAAAUUAAUGGAUUAAACAUGGGAUCUUCCUUGCACAGUCGAAUAACUGCCACUCGAAUAAUUAACGUUAUCGCAAAAGAAAUGCGCCAACGGCUAAUCACACGUCUUAUAGAGUCAAACUCAAAAUUCACUAUAAUGAUUGACGAAUCGACUACACUGAGCACAAAGUGUACACUUAUUUUAUAUAUUUUAUCAAACUUCGAUUCAGAGAUUCCUAUUGUAGUAUUUUUGGACUUAAUAGAGCUGGAUGGGCAAGACGCUGUAAAUAUUGAGAAAGCCUUGUGGUUGAGCUUAGAAAAAAUUGGAAUUUCUAAGUCUUUUGCAUUGAAGAAUUGGAUUGCAUUUGCAAGUGAUGGAGCUAGUGUAAUGACAGGCACGAAAUCUGGAGUAGCUGCUAAACUUUGUGAGAAGAUACCGCUACUAUUUACGUGGCAUUGUUUAUGUCAUCGCCUUGAACUUUCAGUGCAUGAUGUCAUAAAAGAUGUGCAAGGUGUUUCUCGUUUUCAAAGUUUAAUGGAUAAACUUUACUCUUAUUAUCACCAAAGUCCUAAAAAUUCUAGGGCCUUAGACGAAGCUUGUUUGGAGGUUGGAAUUGAAAUGAAAAAAAUUGGUCGUAUUUUAAACGUGCGUUGGUCUGCCAGUAGUUUUCGUACGAUUAAAGCCGUGUGGGAAAAUUAUCCAGGGAUACAUAAGCACGUGAGUCAAACUCUUGAAACUGGAUUUAAAAAAAAAUUAGAAUCUUCUUCUUUCCUAGAGGAGCUUGGACUCUUUUAUGAUGUCCUUUUUGAACUCGGAAUGCUGUCUUGUAUACUUCAAUCAAGGAAAACAACAUUAAUGCGCGCUCAAUCAGAAAUGUGUAGAACAAUUAGAAUUCUAGAAAGCCUGAAGACAGAACCUGGUGAAAAAGAAAAAGAAAUCAUAGAAGCUAUACAAAAACGAAUUCAUAAAGGCAUAAAUAUUACAAUCACAAAGUCUGGAGGAAUCAACAGAUUGCAAUUCUUGCAAAAUAUAGUCGAUAGAAUGCGUCAGCGCUUAUUCAAUGACUAUAAAAAUACAACAAUAUUACAAGAUCUAAAGGUUAUUGGAGAAGUCUUUAAAAUAGAAACCGAUGAUGAUAGAGGAGAAGAAGAAGUUAAAAGAGUGUCACGCAAAUUUGGUCUAUCUGAAUUUGAAAGUUUAGUAAACUUUCGUUCACGAAAUGCGUCUUCUGAUCUUAUAAAAACACUAAACAUACUUCCAACAACAACUUCCGAAUGUGAACGAGGAUUUUCUGAUAUGAAUCUCACCAUAACUGAUCUUAGAACUCGUUUAACAAUUGAAAAUGUGUCAGAUUUAAUGUUUAUCUCCAUCAAUGGCCCCCCAGUUGAAGACUUCAAUCCACGACCAUACGUAAAAAUUUGGCUGCGAAACCACAGAUCAGCAGAUUCAGCUCCACGUGGUAAAGAACAAAAAAAAACCGUCGACGAAGAAGAUAACCUGUGGGUGUCUGAGGUUAACCAACAGAGUUCCGCUGAGUACCACAAAUGCGGCUUCCCGGUGACAAGCACUAGGGAACAGCAACUUGUAUGGGGUAAACCGUCAGCCUACCCGGUGCCGGGGGAUUACCAUGGAAAAACUCGGCCCUCAGUUGUAGACUUGAGUGCCAAACAACUGGACGGUGUUGCUGCUUGGUCAGCGGACAGGAAAAAACCAACAGACCAAUAA